Messenger RNA from Syngnathus acus (greater pipefish), 543 nucleotides. It is a transcript of the gene ccdc172, whose product is annotated as coiled-coil domain containing 172. The record is from RefSeq and is a predicted model, not a curated record. Gene Ontology annotation, cellular component: cytoplasm. The transcript is spliced from 4 exons. Bases 52 to 543 code for a protein of 163 amino acids. NCBI's taxonomy places the organism in Eukaryota, Metazoa, Chordata, Actinopteri, Syngnathiformes, Syngnathidae.
UUCAGAGCCCUGAAGAACUCUCUUGCUUCUUCAGACCUCCUCACAUCCACUAUGAGUUUGAACAAACUCUUUCACCAAAUCCUUCUGACAGAACAACAUUUUAGUGAGCAGACUCAAAAGUUAAAAGAAGUGAAAGCAGCCAUCAUUGAAUGCAAGUCUCAAGUGAAAGCUGCUGUAGAAAAGUACCGGAAGACCACGGAAGAACAUGAAGUGAAGGAUCAGCAGUUGUCUGCGAUGAGGCUGCAGUGGGACUUAAUGAAGAAAUGUGACGAGCAGAUAUCUAAGCAAAGCAAGGAGCUUCUCAGCCAGAAGGCUCACCUCCAAGAACGACUGGCCAGGAUGAUGGCAGCCUUUAAAGACGAGGAGCGAGAGUUCCUGCGGGAGAUCUCGAGCUUCAACUGUGAUUUUAGUUUCCACGUGAGCAGAGAGACGACCUGUCAAACUCACACGGAGGUCCUCAAGCUGGACUUGGAGGUGGACUCAUUGUAUAAAGGUCAUGCCAUGAAUGAAUGUGAACCGCUCCCACGCACACUCAUACAGUAA